Molecule: messenger RNA, 781 nt
Organism: Anolis carolinensis (green anole)
Lineage: Eukaryota; Metazoa; Chordata; Lepidosauria; Squamata; Anolidae
Gene: tnnc2
Product: troponin C2, fast skeletal type
Exons: 6
Coding region: 108-590 (160 amino acids)
Cellular component (GO): myosin II complex
Molecular function (GO): calcium ion binding
Source: RefSeq, a predicted model, not a curated record
CAAAGCCUUGGACGGAGCAUUUGCCACCUGACCCAGAGAAGUGCCCGUGGGACCGUCGUUGCCGUCGGCGGUGCUUUCUCUCAGUGGGGCGCCUUUAGCCUGCCAACAUGACUGACCAGCAGGCAGAGGCCCGGUCCUUCCUCACCGAGGAGAUGAUCGCCGAGUUCAAGGCCGCCUUCGACAUGUUUGACGCGGACGGCGGCGGGGACAUCAGCACCAAGGAGCUGGGCACGGUCAUGCGGAUGCUGGGCCAGACGCCCACCAAGGAGGAGCUGGACGCCAUCAUCGAGGAGGUGGACGAGGACGGCAGCGGCACCAUCGACUUUGAGGAGUUCUUGGUCAUGAUGGUGCGCCAGAUGAAGGAGGACGCCAAAGGCAAGAGCGAGGAGGAGCUGGCCGAGUGCUUCCGCAUUUUUGACAGGAACGCGGACGGCUACCUGGACGCAGAGGAGCUGGUGGAGAUCUUCCGGGCCUCCGGGGAGUCCGUCACCGAGUCCGAGAUCGAGGAGCUCAUGAAGGACGGGGACAAAAACAACGACGGGCGGAUUGACUUUGAUGAGUUCCUGAAGAUGAUGGAGGGUGUCCAGUAAAGCCCUUCGGAGAAGACAUUCCUGCCAUGGGGGCCGCCCCCUGCCCCGACCCCCGCCGGCCCCCCAGCAACAAGGAGAGCCCUCCUUUUCGGCCCGGCGCUCGGGAGUUUGCCCCGGACACCCCUUCCUUCUUCCCUCCCUUCUGUUUCUAAGUUUGGCAUCUCAAUAAAGAGCAAAGGACUGGAAAAUAA